Messenger RNA from Rhipicephalus sanguineus (brown dog tick), 3412 nucleotides. RefSeq names its product alpha-1,3/1,6-mannosyltransferase ALG2 (gene Alg2). NCBI's taxonomy places the organism in Eukaryota, Metazoa, Arthropoda, Arachnida, Ixodida, Ixodidae. The record is from RefSeq and is a predicted model, not a curated record. The transcript has 6 exons. Bases 128 to 1387 code for a protein of 419 amino acids. Gene Ontology annotation, molecular function: GDP-Man:Man(1)GlcNAc(2)-PP-Dol alpha-1,3-mannosyltransferase activity; alpha-1,3-mannosyltransferase activity.
UUCCACGUGCGACAAGAUGGCUGCGUCCACAUCACUCCUUGCAUCAUCAUCUGUUAUGCAGUAGCAGCAUUCAGCAAGUUUAAUUUGCAGUUUUCGACGCCGUUGGACUAUUCGUUACACGGCAAAGAUGCCAGAACGCAGGAAGAGUGGUUCAAGCGCUUCAGGGGCAGGAGACAGCGCCGAACCAAAGGUCUGCCUGGUGCACUUGGACCUCGGCGUUGGCGGGGCCGAGCGGCUCAUGGUGGACGUCGGGCUGGCGCUGCGGUCCAAGGGAAGCCCCGUCCAGAUUGUCACCACGCACCACGACCGAAACCACUGCUUUCCUGAAACGCUUGACGACCACUUCAAGGUGGUGGUGGUGGGCGACUGGCUGCCGCGGUCGAUACUGGGGCGUUUCUACGCCCUGUGCUCGUACCUGCGCAUGAUGGUGGCUGCCCUAUACGUCGUUUGGUACAGCGACGUUCAGCCCGACAUCAUCAUAUGCGACCAGGUGUCUGCAUGCGUGCCGAUCCUCCGAAUGUGUCGCAACGCCCGGAUCGUCUUCUACUGCCACUUCCCCGACCUGAUGCUCUCGAAGCCGGGUGGCCUGCUGAAGCGCAUCUACCGCUGGCCGCUCGACGCGCUCGAGCAGUGGAGCAUGAAGUUUGCGGACGCUGUGCUUGUCAACAGCCACUUCACUGGAAGCGUCUUCAGAGAGGUGUUCCCUCGGCUGUCUCACGUGCAGCUGCAAGUCCUCUACCCGGCGGCGAGCCUCUCGGCCAUCGAGCGCCCCCUGGAGGGAACCCUCGAGGAACUGGGCAUCGACAAGCCCCAGGGGGCACUGUUCCUCUCUUUGAACCGCUUCGAGCGAAAGAAGAACCUUGCCCUGGCUCUGCACGCCGUGGAGCUCGCGUGCCGCGACACUCCCGUACACCUGAUCAUGGCCGGUGGCUACGACCCUGAAUGCCGUGAGAACGUUGAGCACUGGGAUGAGCUCGUCUCGCUCGCGGAGCAGCUGGGUGUGCAGCAGAGGGUCAGCUUCGUGCGGUCGCCCAGUGAGGCAGCCAAGCUGCUGCUCCUGCACGCGUGCCGCGCCGUGGUCUACACGCCGGCCAACGAGCACUUCGGCAUCGUGCCCGUCGAGGCCAUGUGCAUGCGGCGGGCCGUGGUGGCGUGCAACAGCGGAGGCCCCACCGAGACCGUGUUGCACGGCGAGACGGGCCUGCUGUGCGACCCCACUCCCAAGGCCUUCGCUGCCGCCCUCGUACGCCUGGCGAAGGACCGCAGCCUGACGCAGGAGAUGGGCGAGCGUGGACGGAAGCGUGCUGAGGAACUGUUUUCUUGGCAGCGCUUCGUGCGUGAGGUGCAUGAGGUGGCCUUUGGGGACGACAAACGCAAGGAUCGGUAACGACCAACCCCACACAAUCCGCUUGAGUGUUGUCCUCCGUGUCCCCUGUGGGGACGGCAAACACAAAGCAUCGGUAGUGAUUGACCUCUCACCGCUGUCCUUGCUAUCCUGGUGUUUUGGGUGUUCAUUGGUGUUUAUAAGCAGUGGCUGUAAUGCAACAGAUAGAACAGCGUCGUAGGACAACCGAAUGAAGUGGGAAGGACACAACCGCUUUAUAGAAACUGACCCCAUUUUCAACUAAUUGUGUUUGAGUUCAUGCACCAUUUCAAAGCCCCCUUCGGCAUCCUAAUGGCAAACUUAACUCGAACUGUAAACUGUAGGAAGCUUAACGAAAACCAACGGACAAUGGAGCCAAGGAAUGUAUGGGGGAAGUAGUCUUCUAAAUUUAUUAGUCGAGUAAUUAUGAUAUCAGUGCAAAGAAAUUAAGGCGUACGAAAAGACAACUUGCCGCCGGUAGGGACCAAACCUACAACCUUCGGAUAAUGCGUUAGAUUGAUUGAGCUACAGCAGCAUUUAUCCUCCCUUAUGCUUUCCUUGGCUUCAUUGUCUGUUAAUUUUUAUUGAGGUUGUGUCUAACAAAGGAAUGAGCCCUUCAUAAAUUCCCAUUUCUUCAAUGAAACUAUAGGAAGGAGGCUUAUCAAGAUCAGACCACCAUUGCACUAGAGCAUAGUCUGUCCAUCAUUUGAUGGUAAUGCACUGUCAGGUCAACGAAGGAAAUCAACCUGACGUUCCGGCGAACUCUUUUUUUUGUGUACACUUAUAGUCUCUUAACAAAGCCUGUGGAUGUGAUUGCCAGCUCAGGAUGGCAGUUCUCCCUGAACUCUUAACUUAGCCAACAAAACGAACAUGUCGAAAUGCACUUUAGUUUCUAGUCGGCACCGGCACAUAGUCCUCACGGUUUUUCCUGUCCUCUGGCGCUGUAUUAUCUGGUGCCAUAUGGUUUUACGUGAAACAGCUAGCCCAAAUUAUGGUAUUCUCACAACUGUGACUGAAACCCGUCACAGUCGCUUGUGUCUGAACUAGUUUUGGAGGGACCGUAUCCUAGACCGAUCGCUCUACAUCGAUCGAUUCAGAACAUCACUCUAUUUCAUGGUACGACAAAUUCAGCAAGCAUUGCCACUUCUGCUAACGGGAAAGCGUCUAAGCAUACCACAGCAGGAAAAGUUGUCUUAGCUAGAAAAAGAAGAAUGUGGUGGUUUUGAUGUGCUCUUGUAUUUUCGUGUUCAUUUGUAAAAGUGUUGAGCAAACAUUCGUUUGCUGGUCAGCAGUGCAUCCUACAAAAUUUUUGUAGUUGUUCCUGUCUGGAUCUGUCAUGCUCCAGCAUCCAUCAGCUUUAAGAAAGCAUGACAUCAGAACAUAGAUAUGCAUUACUCGGUUCUCGUUCAUUAAAUAUAGUAAAAAGUUCCCUUUAAGCAUUCCCUGUUGAAAGGUGCUUGGUGUUUGCUUUCGCACCAGUUUUGUAGUUUAUACAAAUCGUUACAAAAGAGUUUACAGAAGUUGUGUUAUGUGUCGCUCGAUGAAUUAGUGCCUUUUUAAUGGCUCAGUGUAUUUUUGACCAUGCUGGUUGAGCUUUUCGAAAUGGGCUGUUUCAAUAGCAAUCACUGCUGCACUGGCAUUGUAUUUCAUAGCGCACUACCCAAAGAUCCAACGGCCACAGUGUGGUUGAAAGAUUGCCGCAGGCGGCCUACAUUCAAACACCAAAAACGAUUCACAAUUAUAACUCAUUCAGUAAUCCUGGCUCAAUUUUUCACUUGUGUACAGCUGUUCUAGUGUGAGAAUGUGUUAUUUAAAGUGAAGACCAAAACAGUGUUGCAUUUCAGUGUGCUUUGAAGUAAAGAAUUCUUGUGGCUAGCUUCUGCCACGAGAUUUAUGCUAAGAAGCGUGAUUCCAUCAUGUUUGUUCACAUGGUGCCUUGUACGCAAUGUGUAAAAGGCCUUGUAUGAAUAAGCGGGUGAUUUAUUUGUACAGAAUGAAAGUGUUAAUCAUGAGAGCCAGUGAAAGGCUUAAUAAAAUGUUAUGCCACCU